This is a messenger RNA of Mycena citricolor, 372 nucleotides long. The record is from the annotation of a GenBank genome assembly. Lineage: Eukaryota; Fungi; Basidiomycota; Agaricomycetes; Agaricales; Mycenaceae.
GGCCGUCAGCGGGCGACGUGGUUCGAAUUCUCGAAUAUUCCGCCAAGGCGAGCAACAGGGGAACUUGAAGUCAACUUCGUGGACAGCAGCAUUGAAACACAACACGAGUGGUCUCAAAAUCGACAUGCUUGGAGGAUGUCCCGCCAGAUUUCAAUCCGUACCCAUCCCUCACCGACUUCGAGCGCUGCGCUUGCCUACAGUGCCAGAGAACAUGUAGGGGAUCAACGGCCGAAUGUCAUGUCAGACCUCGAUGAUAUCGGCCUCGAGGCAGGACGCCGAAAUCCCGGAUUCUGAAGAAAUACGCAAGGAAGAUUCCAGAUACGUGCGGCAAAUCUGACCCGAAACCUGGCUCGGUUAGCUGUGAUCAGCUCU